Cryptotermes secundus is the source of this 1474-nucleotide messenger RNA. RefSeq names its product thymidylate synthase. The transcript is spliced from 4 exons. The record is from RefSeq and is a predicted model, not a curated record. Gene Ontology annotation, biological process: dTMP biosynthetic process. Gene Ontology annotation, molecular function: thymidylate synthase activity. NCBI's taxonomy places the organism in Eukaryota, Metazoa, Arthropoda, Insecta, Blattodea, Kalotermitidae. Bases 150 to 1388 code for a protein of 412 amino acids. Gene Ontology annotation, cellular component: mitochondrion; cytosol.
GGCGCCGUAGGCCCCGUGGCGCUUUGUUGCACUUCAGCGGUGAUCGUGGUGAUUGGACUUGGCGCGAAUUUGUUUAGAUGGUGCGUUAGUGUUCAGUGAUAUACAGGAAAUUUUUAUACCUUUAUUCGUAAGUUUGAGAAUUUGGUGAAAUGAGCACCCAGCCGGAAUCUUCAGCAAAUGAAAAUGGUGACGGUGAAAUCAAAGCAAUGGAUGUUAAUUUGAAAAAUGCUAGGGGAAAUCCUGACACAGUUAACCUUGCCCAACCUCCCGUAGAAGUAAGAGAAUUGGAGUAUGUAGAAGGAAUGAUGCAUGUCAGUAAGGAAAACAAGGAAAAAUGUACAGGAAAUAACAGUUUAAUGUCAGAUAUUAUUGAUGAUACAAAAAGUUACGAAAACAAGGGACUGUUGCCUUCACCUGACAACUUGAAUAGAAGUAAUCUCCCUACACAUACUAUCAGUCCUGUUUCAUCAAAUUGCAAUUCCGAUUAUUUUAACGCUGCAGGAGAUGCUGCUGUAAGUGUUGAACAUGAGGAAUAUCAGUAUUUAAAUCAUAUUGAUAGAAUCAUUAAACAUGGCUUCAAGAGGUGUGAUCGCACUGGAGUUGGCACUUAUUCCUUGUUUGGAGCACAGAUGCGAUAUUCUUUGAGAAAUGGGGUGUUUCCACUUCUAACAACCAAGAGAGUGUUCUGGCGUGCAGUGGUGGAAGAACUGCUGUGGUUCAUUAGAGGCUCCACAAAUGCCAAAGAGCUACAAGAAAAGAAUAUCCACAUUUGGGAUGGUAACAGUUCACGGCAGUUCCUCGACUCUUUGGGAUUUAAUGAUCGAAUUGAAGGAGACCUUGGACCUGUGUAUGGAUUUCAGUGGCGUCACUUUGGAGCUGAAUAUAAGGACAUGCACACUGACUAUGCUGGUCAAGGUAUUGAUCAACUCCAGCAAGUAAUCAACACACUGAAGUCCAAACCAUAUGAUCGUCGCAUGAUCAUCUGUUCAUGGAAUCCUACUGAUAUACCGAAAAUGGCUCUUCCACCAUGUCACUGCCUUGUUCAAUUCUACGUUGCCAAUGACGAGCUCUUCUGCCAGCUGUAUCAGCGUUCAGCAGACAUGGGGCUUGGAGUACCAUUUAAUAUUGCUAGUUAUGCAUUACUAACUUACAUGGUUGCAAAGGUGACAGGUCUAAAGCCAGGUGAAUUUAUUCACACAAUGGGAGACAACCAUGUAUAUCUGAAUCAUGUGGCAGCAUUGAAGGAACAACUGAAACGCAAGCCUCGGCCUUUUCCAACAUUACGCAUCACUAGAGAAGUUCAAAACAUUGAAGAUUUCCAAUAUGAUGACUUUGAGUUGUGUAACUAUAGACCACAUCCCAAGAUCAGUAUGGAGAUGGCUGUAUAAAUAUUUCAUUGAACACUGUUAAAGGCAUUUAGUAUGUUUUGUGCUGAACAGCUUAAUUAAAAAACAAAAUCUGUAUUUUUUGUAGA